Messenger RNA from Procambarus clarkii (red swamp crayfish), 1453 nucleotides. Its product is annotated as phosphatidylinositol transfer protein alpha isoform. The record is from RefSeq and is a predicted model, not a curated record. Gene Ontology annotation, molecular function: phosphatidylinositol transfer activity; phosphatidylcholine intramembrane carrier activity; phosphatidylinositol binding. NCBI's taxonomy places the organism in Eukaryota, Metazoa, Arthropoda, Malacostraca, Decapoda, Cambaridae. Gene Ontology annotation, biological process: phospholipid transport. Gene Ontology annotation, cellular component: cytoplasm.
CCUCGCCAGUGGCGCCUGAGUCACUGAUGGAGGUGCUGUGGGUUUGCCAACUGCUGCAGCAGUUUACCUGGUGACCGAGUGCGUGCGAUGGUGCUUUGUGCAUAUAUGCGAUGCUCACGCUAGUGCGUCCUGUGACAUUCAGGUCCUUUAUUAAACGAUAAGAUAAGACAAGGGUGUUGGUGAGUUAUGAAUGAGUCGGUGGCAUUACGCCAGUGCGUCAAGAAUCGGCAGGGAGUAACUACCACACCAAGAUGCUCAUAAAGGAAUUUCGGGUGCCUCUACCACUCAGCCUGGAGGAGUACCACCUGGGGCAGCUGUGGGCGGUGGCGGAGGCCAGCAAGAGGGAGACAGGUGGAGGGGAAGGCAUCGAGAUGCUCAUCAACGAGCCCUUCACAGACCACCCGCUGCUGGGGGGCAAGUUCACCAGCGGUCAGUACACAUACAAGAUAUUCCACCUCAAGAAGAAGGUGCCGGCCUUCAUCCGCCUACUGGCGCCAGAGGGAGCGCUGGAAGUGCACGAGAAGUCCUGGAACGCCUACCCUUACAGCAAGACCCUCUACUGCAACCCCUACAUGAAGGACGACUUUCUCAUCAGCGUGGAGACCAUACACGCGGCGGACAGAGGCAACACGGAAAAUAUUCACAGACUAGCGAGGAAGAAGUGGCAGAAAGUGGAAGUAGUGAUGGUGGACAUAGCCAAUGACCCUGUCUCCUCUGCUGACUAUAAUCCCGACGAGGACCCCACCAAAUACGUUUCAAUUAAGACUGGUCGAGGACCUCUCCGAACUCCACACUGGUGGCUACAGAGCGAGCCAGUGAUGACAUGCUACAAGCUGGUGUCUUGUGAAUUCAAAUGGUUUGGGCUUCAGGCGAGAGUGGAGCGCUACAUUCAGGACUUUGAACGUCGCAUCAUCACCAACUUCCACAGACAAACGUUCUGUUGGCUGGACAAAUGGUAUGGGCUGACCAUAGACGACAUCCGCUGCAUCGAGGACCUCACGAAGGAUGAACUGGACCAGAAGAGACGAGAGGAUGGAGUAAGAGGGACGUUGGGAUGAGGACAUCUCACAGGAAUACGGUGCAGAAGUUUACCAGUGGAUGCAACGGCAUGGUGGAGCAAUUACUGGGUACUAUUUACAACAGAUUAUUUGUUGUAUAAUAUUGUAAAAUGUAAGAACUCAUAAAAUUUGCUUUAACAUUAAUAAACAAGCAGUGAUAGAAUAUAAUCAUAUAUAUGUACUGUAUUUUAUGAAAUUUGUGAAAUUUUUUUAUAAUAAAACUAGCUAUGGAAUAUUAUACAGUUUACACUGUAAUCAUGUUUCAAAUAUAGGCCAAAUAUUAAACGAAAAUAUUAUGAUGAGAUUUGAUAAUGCUAUUUUUUUAACUUCCUAGUCUGUAGAUGAUCUCAUAUGAAGUCCCUAGCUUAUUUUAUAAUAUAUAUUAAUUUAAUGUU